Messenger RNA from Anastrepha ludens (Mexican fruit fly), 1855 nucleotides. It is a transcript of the gene Ir31a, whose product is annotated as glutamate [NMDA] receptor subunit 1. NCBI's taxonomy places the organism in Eukaryota, Metazoa, Arthropoda, Insecta, Diptera, Tephritidae. Gene Ontology annotation, molecular function: ligand-gated monoatomic ion channel activity. The record is from RefSeq and is a predicted model, not a curated record. Gene Ontology annotation, cellular component: membrane.
UGCAGGUCGCAAAAAAUGUAGGAAAUCACACUCAUUUAGUAAAAAUAGUUAGUGUGAAUACGAACUAUGUUCCUCAAAUUGUUUUGACUCGUGCAAGUUAUAGAAGAACGUCGAUAAUGAUUGAUUGUACUUGUACCAAUGCUGAUUAUCUUCUGAGACAAGCAUCACUUGGACACUAUUUUAACAAAACCUACCAGUGGUUUCUAUGGUCUUAUGAAAAUAAAAACGCCGAAGAAAUUGUCCCAUCUGACAUUAACUAUUUGGGGCCGAAUUCGCAAGUAACUUGCAUUAACGGAACAAAUUCUACAAUCUGGAACGUUUACUCAAAUGGAAGACAUUUGCAAAGUCCAUUGAAAUUUUCUUUAAUCUCAAACAGCGUAAGUGUGCCGCCAUUUACGAAAUUGCCUGAUAUAAACAUCGGCAAAUUGAUCUUAAAAGCUCAACAUGCAAGAACGAGGAAUCAAUUUGGUGGUCUCAAAAUGAGAGCUGUGACAGUUAUUGACCUUGACAACAUUACAAGCAACACUCAAAUAACUGGACUACUUUCCGAAAAUGUAAAGCAUAUUGGUAUAUCUGCUUUUACUAAGUAUUACUUUGAGCUCGUUCAAAUUUUAAAAGAGCAUAUCAAUUUCUCCAUUGAAUUUCGUGUUGCUCGUGGCUGGGCAGGACGUUUGGAUAAUACAAGCUUCAGGCUAGGAUUUUUAGGCAUUAUGGCCCGGAAUGAAGCUGACGUAGGAGUAUCUGGUAUAUUUAAUCGGAUCAGUCGUUUCGCAGAGUUUGACAUAAUACAUCAAGGCUGGAAAUUCGAAACUGCAUUUUUAUAUCGAUUCGUACCGGAGUUAAGCAACAAUAUUAAAGCUGGAAGCUUCUUGGUACCAUUUCAAAGACCCGUGUGGAUUUUAAUUGCAUGGUUGAUCAUAACCACAAGCUUAGUUUUUUGGCUUAUAGAUAAUAUAAAAAUACGGCAUGAGAACCAAAAACAAUUAUUGGACAAUAAGGAACAAACUUCUUUAGCCAACAUAUUGCUAAUUUCGAUAGCCGCCAUUUGUCAGCAAAGUGUGAAUCCAACAUCAAAAUGGCUAUCAAUAAGAAUACUAUUUCUUUCGGUAUUUGUUUUUUCGCUUCUGAUAUAUAAUUAUUAUACUUCUUCAGUCGUUUCUGGAUUAUUGUCCUCUUCUGCGCAAGGACCCACUAAUAUAGAGGAAAUCAUUUGCAGCCCUCUUAAAGUAUCUUUUGAAGACAUUGGAUAUUAUAAAGUUCUGUUUAGAGAAAGUAAAUCUGCCACUGUAAAACGUCUUAUAAGACAGAAAUUGCUACCCUCACGAAAGGAACUUGAUGAUUUACCAGUUUAUACUCACAUUCAGAAGGCCAUUUCUUUAAUUAAGAAAGGAUCCUACGCAUUCCAUUGUGAAUUAGCUGACGCCUUUCCAGAAAUCGCUAAAAACUUUGAUGCCAACGAACUUUGCACACUACGAGUCGUCAAAGGAUUAAUGGAUAUAGAAUUAAUGAAUGGGAUAGUGCCUAAAAACAGCCAAUAUACUGAGAUUUUUCGUUUCACGCUUAUCUGGUUCCGAGAGACUGGAUUAAUUGGAAGAGUUUUAUAUAAACGAUUGCAAAAAACCAACAUGUCAAGCAGUGUUUAUCGUUUUUCCAGUAACUUUUUCAAAUGUACUAGGCCUGUGUUUUUUGCUAGUUGGUGGGAUUAUAUUAUCUGUGUUAAUCGCAUUGUCAGAGAUCUCAAUUCAUGCGUACUUUAUUCAGUAAUACAAUUCUUGUGGUUUGUAUCAAUUCUUCAUUUUUGCUUAACCUAAUAUCGCUUCAAAAUAAUUUAAAAUAAAAAGUGGUUCAAAAACUU